AAUAUCUCAUCCUUAUCCAUUCCCAAUUUAUAUAUAUAUCCUAAAAUCUCAUCAAAUCAUUAAGCAUUUUGAUGAUUUUUUAUUUUGGGUUUUAACAGAAACAACGAUGGCACAAUCAAUGGCUCUCAAUUCCUUAUCUUCUUCUUUUACUGGAGCUAAUAAUGAGCUUCCAAGAAUAAUACCCUCUUCAAGAUUUCAUGUGAAUUCGUCGACAAUUCGCUGUUGUUCCAGAAGUAAUUCUUACAUACCAAAGCUGGAGCCUUUUAGCAGAACCAAGCUCGAUAGAGCUGUUAAAGAUCCCCCUUUGAUUGAAAAAUCAGAAAAUGAACUUGCUGAUUAUUGUUCUGUUCUAGAAGGGGAUGAUUCGUAUAGCUGCUGGCGGGCCUAUUUUGAACUCAAAGAUCUUGAAAAAGAAGAACCUAAGGAGGAGGUAGAGAGGCUAAUACUUCAAGCAGGGGGCGUAAAAACUCUCAUUAGCUGCUUGCAUGGAAUUUCAGAAAUGCACAAAGCCAGAAAGAGAAGCAAAGGAUCAGCCAAAGCUAUGAUGAAUCUUGAGGCAGAAGGGGCAAGACAUUGUCCUAUACCCGAUGGAUUGCCAAAGAAAAGAGAAGAGCUCGAGGAGGAGGAGAAAGCUAGAAUGCCAGAUUCACCCUAUACCAAACUGCUCAGAGCCAGAGGAACACACCCUGUUUGGUACUCGACUACACUUGAUUAUUGAUAUGGAGGUUCAUACAGGGCUCUCGUCUUUGGAGCUUCAGAGUAAUAUGGUCAAGGAAUGGAGUUGAAUAGUGCACUUUGGUCACUGUAGUAAAUUUCUGGUGUAAUGUUAAAGCCUGUGAGGAUGUGGACGCGUAUUUUUGUUAGUUAUAGCAUAAAAUAGUGUAGUUUAUGGGCAAGUUAGGGGUUGCCAUUUAUUCUGAAUGUAUAUAAAAUAUGGUUUGUUUCUGGUAAAUUCUAAUUGCAGUGAAGUUUCUACA
Messenger RNA from Capsicum annuum, 977 nucleotides. Its product is annotated as CCG-binding protein 1. The record is from RefSeq and is a predicted model, not a curated record. Gene Ontology annotation, molecular function: mediator complex binding. Gene Ontology annotation, cellular component: cytosol; nucleus. The transcript is spliced from 3 exons. Gene Ontology annotation, biological process: pollen tube guidance. Lineage: Eukaryota; Viridiplantae; Streptophyta; Magnoliopsida; Solanales; Solanaceae. The coding region runs from base 107 to 718 and encodes 203 amino acids.